CAGCUUUUGGGUAAAUCAACAAAAAUCUGAGAUCUUUGUGUUCGCGUCUCACUCUCACACCAUCUUCACAAACUCUAGAAAUACAAAAACCAACUCAAACGGUAGUCUAAUAGCCCAGAAAAACACACAAAAAUGUCGAUUCUCUCCACUCCACCUUCCCUCUUCUUCCCCAAAACCUCAAAUCAUUACCAUUACCAUUACCAUUACCCACUCUCAUCUUUCUCCCCCCUUCCUUCUCCGACCCUACAUCUCUCUCUCUCCUCCUUACAUUCGUCGUCUUCCCGAAUAUUCUCCUCUCGCUCCAACGACGAACCCAACAAGUCCAAGCCCAAGCGCAAGCCCAAACCUUCUUCCCCUUCCUCCAGCCCGGGUGUGCCCAAUUUCACCAUCAGUGGCCCAGACGAUGAAUGGGAUGAGGAUGACGACGAUGAUGACGAUGACGAAUGGGGCCAAGAGCCCAAGCCCAAGCCCAAUCCUCCUUCCUCCGCUAUCACUCCUCAAUCCAAUGUCUCCGUUACUGUUUCCGACGAGUGGGGUGAGAAGUCUGGGCCUGAACCCGAACCCGAGUCCAAGUUCACCGAGCCCGACCCGCCCACCCGUGAGGAUGAGUGGGCACCACCUAGCAUCAACGCUGAUGAUGUGAGUGAGACUACUUCUACCACUAGUAUUGAUACUAGUACAAUUGACCAGAAGAACUGGGAGUUGAAGAGGUGCUUGUUGGAUUCGGUUUACGGGUCGGAUUUGGGUUUCCGGGCCUCCGCUGAGGUGCGUGCUGAGGUGUCGGAGCUUGUUAGUCAGCUUGAGGCGGUUAACCCGAGUCCGAAACCGACUGAGGUUUCGGGCUUGCUUGAUGGCAACUGGAUUUUGGUGUACACGGCCUUUUCAGAGCUGCUACCUCUUCUUGCUGUGGGAACUACACAAUUGUUGAAGGUUCAACAAAUAUCUCAAGCCAUUGACACCACAAACCAAACUGUAGAGAACUCAACAACACUGUCCAGUCCUUUUGCAACGUUCACAUUUAGUGCAACAGCUACUUAUGAUGUCAGGAGUCCUUCAAGGAUACAGGUUCGAUUCAAGGAAGCCACUUUCAAACCUCCACAGAUCAAAUCUCAAAUUGAUCUUCCAGAGAGUGUAGAUGUGUUCGGACAAAAAGUAACCCUUCCUCCUGUGCAGCAGUUCUUGAGUCCCUUGCAGGACGCAGCAACUAGUAUUUCACGCGCUUUAUAUGGUCUCCCACCUCUUAAAAUUUCCAUUCCAGGGGAACGCACUGCAUCUUGGUUGCUUUUCACGUAUGUUGAUGAAGAUUUUCGAAUUUCAAGAGGAGAUGGUGGCCUUUUUGUACUUGUCAGAGAAGGAAGUCCACUUCUUGACCAGUAGGGUGGAUGUGCCCGUAAUUGGUCCAAUUGGAGAGAUAUAUUGUUGUGCUGUAUCUGAUAUUAUGUAGAGAGCUUAAUUUUUGUUUCAAUAUUGUCACAAUGCUUUACGUGGCUUAAUAGGUAUCUAGUGUUGAAAGUCUGAAGCCAUUAGAAAGGAGUGGGAAACACUAUAAGCUAGUGGUCAGCCUGACCAAUAUCGAGAAUAAUCUUGUAAUUUAUAAAUCCUUUUUUGUGUAUUAAAUACACUUGUAAUUCAUAAACCGACCUUUGUUUA
This is a messenger RNA of Beta vulgaris subsp. vulgaris (sugar beet), 1650 nucleotides long. RefSeq names its product probable plastid-lipid-associated protein 3, chloroplastic. Bases 133 to 1377 code for a protein of 414 amino acids. Lineage: Eukaryota; Viridiplantae; Streptophyta; Magnoliopsida; Caryophyllales; Amaranthaceae. The transcript is spliced from 3 exons. The record is from RefSeq and is a predicted model, not a curated record.